Molecule: messenger RNA, 816 nt
Organism: Pediculus humanus corporis (human body louse)
Lineage: Eukaryota; Metazoa; Arthropoda; Insecta; Psocodea; Pediculidae
Product: chymotrypsin, putative
Exons: 4
Coding region: 1-816 (271 amino acids)
Biological process (GO): proteolysis
Molecular function (GO): serine-type endopeptidase activity
Source: RefSeq, a predicted model, not a curated record
AUGAUUAUUUUAGUUUGUAACGGAUCUCGUACGCCUAAAGAUGAUGAAUUUCCAUUUCAAGUAUUUACAAAAGUCAUUAAAAUUCCACCAUUUUACACUUGUGGUGGUAUUAUAUUGACGUCCAAAUGGAUAUUAAGCGCAAGACAUUGUACAAACGAUUUGACGCCUUUGGUAAUAAGUUAUGGAAGUGCGGAUUCUGGAAGGCCGGUCGGUGAAAUACAAAGUAAAAGAUUCGUUUAUAGUAAUUUCGAUAAGGGGGAUGAUGUUGAUAAGGGUGGUUUGGUUUUGAUAGAAUUAGAAGAAGAUAUUGUUUUUUCUAAAAAUGCGAGUCAAGUUAAAUUACCGUUGAAAAAUUCAAAACUCAUGGCGGACUCUGGAAAAUUGAGCGGAUGGAAAAUACACGGUCUUCAAUCUGGAAAUCAUCCGACUUUGGCCGUUAUUGAAAAAUUUAAAAUACUUUAUAAAGAUUGUAAAUAUCCGACUGGAGAUUCCAUGACUCUCGGACAAGAUGAAUUUUGCGGUUUCGACGAAGAUUAUCCAGAUUUUUACGACAUGACGGCCAUGGGUACGGCGGUUACAAAAGAUGGAAUUUUAAUCGGUUUGCUAACGAAAAUUCCAAACAGUCCGACUUUUCCGCUGUUGUUCACUAAAAUAUCAGAAUACGAAAAUUGGUUUAAAAACGUUUUGGGUGACGAAUCGAAUAAAUUGCUUUGGGUCAGUGAAAUUCCAAAUAGUUCUGGAAAUUCAAUGGCGUCAUCAAAAUAUUUUUCUGUCGCCAUUUUUUUCACCUUCUUAAUUUUAUUUAAAUCUAUUUAA